CAUUCACAGUGAGGAAGUGACUUCUCAUUUCAGAGAAAACAAAACUGAUCUCUCUCUCUCUCUCUCUCUCUCAGUGUGAGAGUUCAGGAAAAUGGCUGAGGCCAGUAUUUCAGUAGCUCAGGACCAGUUCAUCUGUCCAGUGUGUCUGGAUCUCCUGAAGGAUCCGGUGACUAUCCCCUGUGGUCACAGUUUCUGUGAGGUGUGUAUUAAUGGCUGCUGGGAUCAGGAGGCUCAGAAGGGUGUCUACAGCUGUCCUCAGUGCAGAGGCACUUUUACUACAAGACCUGUUCUACACAGAAACAACAUGCUAGCUGAAGUGGUGGAGAAACUGAAGAAGACUGAAGUCCAAGCUACUUCUCCUGUUCACUGUUUUGCUGGAUCUGGAGAUGUGGAGUGUGAUUUCUGCACCGGGAGAAAACACAAAGCCAUCAAGUCCUGUCUGAUUUGUCUGACAUCAUUUUGUGAAAUUCAUCUGAAACCUCAUCUAGAAGUUCCUGCUUUGAAAAAACACACCUUAAUUGAAGCCUCAGUAAAACUACAAGAGAAGAUCUGUUCUGAACAUAACAAGCUGAUUGAGAUCUACUGUCGUACUGAUCAAGUAUAUAUUUGCUCUUUGUGUUUGUUGGAGAAACAUAAAGACCACGAUGCUGUUUCAGCUGCAGCAGAAAGAGCUGAGAAACAGACUGAGUUAAAGGAGGAGCAGAUGAUAUCCCAGCAGAGAAUCCAGGAGAAGCAGAAGAAGGUGCAGGAGCUGAAACAGGCUGUGAACAUUAUAAAGCUCAGUGCACAGACAGCAGUGGAGGACAGUGAGAGGAUCUUUACUGAGCUAAUCAGCUCCAUGGAGAAAAAGCGCUCGGAGGUGACAGAGCUGAUCAGAGAUCAGGAGAAGGCUGAACUGAGUCAAACUGAACGGCUCCUGGAGCAACUGGAGCAGGAGAUUGCUGAUCUUCAAAGGAGAGUUACUGAGCUGGAACAGCUUUCAUACACACACGAUCACAUCCAUUUCCUCCAGGUUUUAGCUUCUGGACGUCAGUCUCCUCCAUUCAGUAGACCAAAUUUUCAAGCAUCCAGCAUCACUGCCCAUCAACCUCUCUCAUUUGACAGAGUGAGGCAUUUUUUCUCAGAUCUGAAAAAGACACUUGAGGAAUUCUGUGAGCAGGAAUUCAACAAAAUCCCUCCACAUGCUGCAGCAAUUCAGAUAAUUUCACCACCAGAGCCACAGAGCAGAGAAGAGUUUCUGAAAUAUUUCUGUUAUCUGACUCUGGAUCCCAACACGGCACAUCGUAACCUCAUGCUGUCUGAGAAGAACAGAAUGGUGAGAUACAGUGGACGUGAGCAGCAGUACUCUGAUCAUCUAGAGAGAUUUGACUCCAGGACUCAGGUGUUGUGUAAGGAGAAUAUGUGCGGACGCUGUUACUGGGAGGUAGAAUGGAGUGGUGUUGGUAGUGUGGAUAUAUCAGUCUCAUAUAAAGACAUCAGCAGGAAAGGACGGGGUAAAGAGUCUGGGUUUGGUUACAACAAUCAGUCCUGGUGUCUUUGGUGUUCUUCUUCUUCUCUCUAUUUCUUUCACAACAAUAUUAAAAUUGAUGUCAGAGUUCCAUCAUCCUCCAGAAUAGGUGUGUAUGUGGAUUAUAGUGCAGGAACUUUGUCUUUCUACAGUGUCUCUGACAAAAUGAAGCUCCUCCACAGAGUCCACACCACAUUCAUUCAGCCUCUAUAUGCUGGAUUCUGGCUCUCCUGGUUUUCUGGUUCUGCUGUGAGAUUGUGUGAUCCAGAAUAGAAAAGUGUGUUGUGUUUUAUUUUUGUGUUUUAUUCCUGAACGUUACCACAUUGCUGCUCGAUCAUCUGUUUUACUGGAACACAAUCCAGAUGCACAAAAUCCAGUCAUUGUAAUAUUUAAAUUAAAACAGAUGAAUAAAAUAAUCCAUCCAUUAGCUGUAACCAUUUAUCCUGUGCAGCAACACGGCAAGCUGGAGCCUAUUCCUGCUGACUAUGGGCGAGAGGCGGGGUACACCCUGGACAAGCCACCAAAUCAUUGUAGGGCUGACACAGAGACAACAAAACAAAAAAACAAUUCACACCUAUGGUCAAUUUAGAGCCACCAAUUAACCUAACCUGCAUGUCUUUGGACUGUGGGGGAAACUGGAGCACCUGGAGGAAACCCAUGCAGACAUGGGGAGAACAUGAAAACUCCACACAGAAAGGCCCUCGUCGGCUACUGGGCUUGAACCCAGAACCUUCUUGCUGUGAGGCAACAGUGCUAACCACUACAUCACUGUGCCACCCUGAAUAAAAUAAUUAAAAAGGAGAUGUUAAAAAUCAACUGUCAGACAAGAAACUUGUAAAGUUUGAAAAGAAAAGAAUUUCUCAUGACCUAAGCAUAAUAAAGUUCUGUUUGUUUCAUAUUAAGCAACACCUCAUUAAAUAACUAAUAAACAGUAAUUAAGCCAGUGUAAAACAUUUUAAACCUGUUCAGGUCACACUAAAAAUCUCAUCUCAUCUCAUUAUCUCUAGCUGCUUUAUCCUGUCUUAUAGGGUCGCAGGCAAGCUGGAGCCUAUCCCAGCUGACUACGGGUGAAAGGCGGGGUACACCCUGAAUACAUGUCAACCUAUACGGAAUGUCCGUAUUUUAUACGGAUUUGAUUCAAUAAACGUAGUAUACGGGCAUAUAAAUAAAGUUAUACGGAUUCUUUAAAAAAACUUCAAUAUUUAUUUAGAGCUAUAAUCAAUUCCCACGAUGAUAAACGUAUUGUACACCACAGCCAGCCAGUAAAGAGUCUUAUGAAAUCGCGUGUUAUCUUGUAGUAGCGAGACUUCGUUCCACUUUUGAUCAUGCGCACACCGCAUUGCGAGAAUCCCGCCAACCGUGAAGUCAUAGACAUAUAAACAUAGACGCCGCCUUCUGCGUAGAAUCAUACGUCAUCCUCGCCGCCAUAUUGGAUGGGGCAAAGUGGAGAUUCUUCAGCCGUCUCUGGUAUACAGUAGCCGAGAAUAAAGAUGCCUCAUUCAUGUGCUGCGUUUAACUGUACCAACAGGUUUACCGUCCAAACAAGAUCACAUGGGAUUACCUUUCACAGGUGAGACUGGAAAAAUACUUUGUAUUCAUUCUGAAGGUUUAUUGUUAUUAAUAUUGAAUAAAAAGUAACUGGGAUAUAUCAUUGCUAAUUAUCAUUCAAAUUUUAGGUAAAUUAUUUUAAUUUGCAUCUUAUACGGAUUUUAUAAGGGAAAUACGGAUUUUGGAGGUUGGUUAUACAGGUUUGAUUGACCAAAGGUUGACAUGUAUGACCCUGGACAAGUCGCCAGGUCAUCACAGGGCUGACACAUAGACACAGACAACCAUUCACACUCACAUUCACACCUAUGGUCAAUUUAGAGUCACCAGUUAACCUAACCUGCAUGUCUUUGGACUGUGGGGGAAACCAGAGCACCCGGAGGAAACCCACACGGACAUGGGGAGAACAUGCAAACUCCGCACAGAAAGGCCCUCGCCGGCCAUGGGGCUCGAACCCGGACCUUCUUGCUGUGAGGCGAGAGCGCUAACCACUACACCACCGUGCCGCCCCCUAUAUAAAAAUAAAAUCACUUUUAGAAUGAAUUUUAUUUUUCUGCUUGUGUUCUCAGAUGUAAAAUACACAUUCACUUUUUUAAAAUCUGAAGUUGUUUCUCAAUCCUGAAAUUUGAUUGUAAAACAUUGAACACUAUUUAAACUCCAUUACAACAUGCAGUACAGUACAUGAUUAGUUAAGGCUGACGAGUUCAUGCCUAAUGAUAAGCCCGCAGGUAGAACCGUAUAAAUCCAGGUUUAUCUGUGAGUUUGGAUUUUUUUAUUCAAAUAUUAUAAAGUUUUGCAAAAUAAACGAUAAGACCACAGGAGAAUAAAGUUUCCCCCAGUGAUGAAAUUUAUGUGGUUAACUCAUUUUCAGACAGAAGCUUUUAAGACUGAAGUCAGGAUGUCAGUAAGCCACUGUACUGACACACAAAGGUUUUUUUGUUUGUUUGUUUGUUUGUUCCUCCACUUUCGAUGUAUAUUUUUCAGUUAUUUAAUCUGUGGGAAAUAACUAGAGCGUCUUAAAUAUGUGUUUGUGAAAAUCACUGUAAACCUAUCUGACUUUUUUUCCUCCAAAAACAUCUCUUUUAAUGUUGUCCUAUAUUGUAUGUGGGAAUAAUGAUGAUAGAUAUGUCUCUGUUAACUGGAUCUGUCUGUGGUCUGAAACCUGAUUUAGAUUCUGAACAUGAUUGUUGGAAUUUUUUAUUGUUUUAAAAGUCCUUUUCAUCUAUCCAUCCAUCCAUUAUCUGUAGCCACUUAUCCUGUUCUACAGGUUCGCAGGCAAGCUGGAGCCUAUGUCCUUUUCAUCUCAACUCAUCUCAUUUUCUCCAGCCGCUUUAUCCUGCUCUAUUACAGUUCUCUAUUCUGAUUGGUCAGAAAGUGUUGAUUACUUUUCUGUAACAGCAGCUCUGACUGUAGCGUAGGUUUUGUAUUAAUGUGCUCCUUCUAAUACGUUUUGUUACUAUAGUAACAGCUCAUUCAUGUAAAAUGAUUUUAGACCGGUGUGUUAACAAAUAAAAAUGAAAGAAACGUG
Neoarius graeffei (lesser salmon catfish) is the source of this 4580-nucleotide messenger RNA. RefSeq names its product E3 ubiquitin/ISG15 ligase TRIM25-like. NCBI's taxonomy places the organism in Eukaryota, Metazoa, Chordata, Actinopteri, Siluriformes, Ariidae. The transcript has 6 exons. Gene Ontology annotation, molecular function: protein binding; zinc ion binding. Bases 92 to 1780 code for a protein of 562 amino acids. The record is from RefSeq and is a predicted model, not a curated record.